Salvelinus fontinalis (brook trout) is the source of this 3110-nucleotide messenger RNA. Its product is annotated as general transcription factor II-I repeat domain-containing protein 2-like. The transcript has a single exon. The record is from RefSeq and is a predicted model, not a curated record. Lineage: Eukaryota; Metazoa; Chordata; Actinopteri; Salmoniformes; Salmonidae. Bases 635 to 2455 code for a protein of 606 amino acids.
UCCACACUGAUAUGUCUGCCAGACAUGCAGAGAUGCGAUUCGCCACCUGGUUAUCAGAAGGGGGAAAGGAGAAGAUUAAUUGUGUGUCGUCUGCAUAGCAAUGAUAGGAGAGACCAUGUGAGGUUAUGACAGAGCCAAGUGACUUGGUGUAUAGCGAGAAUAGGAGAGGGCCUAGAACAGAGCCCUGGGGGACACCAGUGGUGAGAGCACGUGGUGAGGAGACAGAUUCUCGCCACGCCACCUGGUAGGAGCGACCUGUCAGGUAGGACGCAAUCCAAGCGUGGGCCGCGCCGGAGAUGCCCAACUCGGAGAGGGUGGAGAGGAGGAUCUGAUGGUUCACAGUAUCAAAGGCAGCCGAUAGGUCUAGAACACAUAUGUCAGAGUCAAGGCCCGCGGGCCACAUCCGGCCCGCGAGAAGGUUUUUUACGGCCCCUGGGAUGAUCUUGAUUUAUUAUUAGAACCGGCCCGCAGACCGCAGCAAGCCGGCAGCCCGCAGAUCUUUUACACGCACCAAUACUACAUUUCCCACAAUGCAACGGUGACGCACCGAGCAGUAGGCUGCUUCAUUUCAAUAUUUAUUGGCACAGCAGUCGUCAGCAUCACAGUAAAAUUAACUUUCAGAUACCCAUCAAAAAUGGCAAAACAGAAGGUGGACACUGAGAACCGGGGGUUUCAAACAAGGUGGGAGUCGGAGUAUAUGUUCACGGAGGUAGCUGGAAAACCUGUGUGUCUUCUGUGUGGAGAAAGUGUGGCGGUACUGAAAGAGUAUAAUCUGAGACGACAUUAUGAAACGAAACACGCGGACAAAAACAAGAAUAUGGACAUGGAACAAAGGCUACAAAAGGCAGAGGAAUUAAAACGAGGCCUCAAAUCUCGACAGGCUCUGUUCAAAAAAGCCAAAUCACAAGGCCAGGCUGCUGUCAAGGCCAGUUUUAUUUUGGCAGAAGAGAUCGCUAAAUCAGCCCGGCCAUUUACGGAGGGGGAUUUCAUCAAAAACUGCAUGAUUAAAGUUUGUGACGAAGUUUGCCCAGAAAAAAGGCAACUCUUUUUAAAUGUGAGUCUGAGCAGAAACACCAUUGCCGAGAGAGUAGACCAGUUGUCCAUCAAUCUAAAAGAGCAGCUUGUGAAAAAGGGAAAAGAUUUCAUUGCAUAUUCCUUGGCUGUGGAUGAGAGCACCGACAUUUCUGACAUUGCCCAGUUGUCAAUUUUCAUCCGCGGAGUGGACUCCAGCCUAAGCGUGACAGAGGAGUUUUUGGCUUUACGUCCUAUGCAUGGCACAACUACGGGGCAUGAUUUGUAUGAAGAGGUGUCAAGAUGUGUAAAUGAGAUGGAGCUGCCUUGGGAAAAACUCGUGGGUUUGACAACCGACGGAGCACCUGCGAUGUGUGGACACAGGAGCGGACUGGUGGCGAAGAUACGGGAAAAGAUGCAAGAGGAAAACGCGACAGGUGAGCUGACAGCUUAUCAUUGUAUCAUACACCAGGAAGCGUUGUGCGGUAAAGCCUUGAAAAUGGAGCAUGUAAUGAGCAUCAUCACGCGCACAGUUAACUUUAUCAGAGCCAAAGGUUUGAAUCACCGCCAGUUCAAGGCAUUUCUGACGGAGUUAGAAACGGAGCAUGGUGAUUUGCCUUAUCACACAGAGGUGCGAUGGCUAAGCCAGGGAAAGGUGCUUCAAAGAUGUUUCGAGCUUCGUGAGGAGAUUUGUCUGUUCUUGGACAGCAAAGGGAAAGACACAACACAACUCCGAGACGAAAUGUUUCUGUGUGAAAUGGCUUUUCUGUGUGACAUUACGAGUCAUCUGAAUGCAAUGAACUUGCAGCUGCAGGGUCGGGAUCAUGUCAUCUCUGAUAUGUACAGUACAGUGAAGGCAUUUAAAACCAAACUGACUCUGUGGGAGACGCAGAUGCGGAAAGAAAAUUUGAGCCACUUUCCCAGCUGCCAGACCAUGAAAGAGAAGCUCUCUACCAGUGCGUUCCCGAGCGCACAGUUGGCUGAUAAAAUAGGUAUGCUUGCCGCUGACUUUCGACGCCGAUUUGCUGACUUUGAAGCACAAAAAAGCAGGUUGGAACUGCUCGGUAACCCAUUUGCUGUUGACGUGGAAAGCUCACCACCAAACCUCCAAAUGGAGUUGAUUGACCUCCAAUGCAAUGAUGCACUGAGGGCAAAAUAUGCGGCAGUGGGUGCUGCGGAGUUCGCCCGUUUCCUCCCCGACACAAUGCCCCAGCUGCGCAUCCAGGCUGCUCAAACGUUGUCUAUGUUUGGCAGCACAUACCUGUGUGAACAACUGUUUUCUUUGAUGAACCUGAACAAAACAUCACACAGAAGUCGACUUACUGCUGAACACCUCCACUCAAUUCUGAGGAUUUCCUCAGCUCAGAGCCUUACCCCGAACAUUGAUGAACUUGUGGAAAAGAUGGGACACCACCAAGUAUCACCCUCAACCUCAAACAAGUGAACAUUACUGUGCAAUCACAUAUUUAGAGUUUUUACUCAGUUCAAGUUUAAAAGUUAAAGUUUAAUAUUUGUUUUCACUGCAUGUUACUUCUCCUUAAACAAAGUGUUGUUUUUGAUUAAUAGAUUUUUGCACUUUAUUUUAUUGUAUUUCAAUCCAAUUAUAUUUUAAAAAUAUUUCAGUUGAGUGGAUGAUAGAAAAUUGCUAUUAUUGUUUUUUUCUUUGAAGUAAAUUUAGCCCACUUUUGCUAAAAUAGAAAAUAUAGGCUACUGAUGGUGCCUUGAAUACCGGUUUCUUUCAUUUAAUGUUCAUGUUAUGGGGAUUUUUAUAUAAAGGAAAUUUGUCUUUUGUGUCUGUUGAAAAUUAAAGAUUACUGACAGAGCCAUAAGAAAAUAUUGCUUUAUUUAUCUGAUCAUAUUGGAAUAUAUUUGUUAGGUUUUCAGUAGGUUCAAUUAGGUUCACUAGACUAUAUGCGUCAUUUAAAAAAAUUUCAAUGAACAUUCGAACAGUCCGGCCCUCGGCUUGUAGCUAAAUUUUUUAUUUGGCCCUCCGUCCAUUUGACUUUGACACCCCUGGUCUAGAAGGAUGAGAGCAGAGGAGAGAGAGUUAGCUUUAGCAGUGCGGAGCGCCUCCGUGACACAGAGAAGAGCAGUCUCAG